Messenger RNA from Musca domestica (house fly), 7004 nucleotides. RefSeq lists its product as uncharacterized. Gene Ontology annotation, cellular component: postsynaptic specialization; glutamatergic synapse. The coding region runs from base 775 to 3189 and encodes 804 amino acids. The transcript is spliced from 7 exons. Gene Ontology annotation, biological process: signaling. Gene Ontology annotation, molecular function: molecular adaptor activity. Lineage: Eukaryota; Metazoa; Arthropoda; Insecta; Diptera; Muscidae. The record is from RefSeq and is a predicted model, not a curated record.
GUCAGCUAUGUCAACGUGCGCCACCAUUAUCUCGAUUGCACUGAGAUAUUUUCUUAAAUAUAUUUUUGCUGUGGUUGAGAAGUAGUCGAGAGUUUAUUGUAAACAGUGCAAAUUAGUUAGUGAGAUUUUGUGCGGUUUAUUCGGCUUCUUUGGCAAAAGCAACAUAGAAAACGGCAGCCAGCCAACCCAUAGCGCCGCUAGUAAAUUCAGCAAAGAAAUCAAAACGUUGUGUUUGUUGUUAUUAUUGUUGCUAAACUAACGUUGACGUCAACGCAAACGUCGUCUUCAUUAUUACCGUCGUCGUGAUUAUCGUGUAAUAGUCCAACCCAACCGACAAACGUAAAGCCAACAUUUGUGACGGUCCCCAACCAAAUAGUCAGCCGGCCUGCCAACACAAUUUUACCACUUUGUUUUUUUUUUCUCUUCUACACAAACAACACCAAAUCAAACAGCAAAACAAUUUUUGCUGAUUGCACUUGCUCCCCUUGGUCACUCCCCAAUUCGCGUCUUGUGUUCUUUGCAAAAACAAAAAAGUUUUGGAACGAAAUCUAAUGCAAUUACUUGGUACAACUUGAACAACCAACCAUCCACCCACUCAUCCAUCUCUCUUGGUGAGAUAAGAGGAACGCAGGGAGCAGCAGCUGAAGAGAAAACAAGAGUUGUUGUUUACAUUGUUUUUUGUUUGGCUCUCGCGAUAAUCAAAAGUGUUUCAAAACGUCACCCCCAACAAAAUUGUUUGCUACAGCGCAACAACACACCGCCGUGUACAAAGUUAUGGAUCGAAGUAUGGAUUCAAUUGGCAGCUGUUCUCUAGAUGUCGAUGCUGAAUCAUCUGAUAUAUCAGAUACAAGUGGCAGUUUAAAUUUUCCCACACCCAUUUCCAUCAAGGACAUAACACGAGAAUUUACCGCCAACAUACGCGAACGUUGUUCGGUACAGACAGUUAAGAACAAUACCACAGCCUAUGUGGAUCCCAUUACGGGUCAAGUGUGCAUUGCCCUGACAAACAAUACGACGACUACCACAACAAAACAACCCACAGCGACAGUGAAUAACAACAUAAACACCGUGCUGGAAACGCACAACAGUAAAACCACAGUGACGACCACGAAUAACCAUCAUCAGCAGCAUCACCAUCAGCAACAGCACAUAUCAUCGCCACAAACCCCCAUUGCCGCCGCAGUCGAUACAUACGAAAAGAAACCGAGCUAUUUAAAUUUGGCCUGUUGUGUUAAUGGAUAUUCGAAUAUAACCACAUACGAUUCGAAGAUAAGACAAGACAUAAAUAAAUCGCGCGAAGUUUCGCCCAUCCGACCCUCGACGACUAGUUUACAGUAUUGCAAGAAGAGUAACUCGCUGGCACCGCCCGUUCUCUUGGCAAUGCCUAAUGUUAAUGUAACAUCACCCCAUCACCACCACCAUCAUCAUCAUCUGCCGCACAUGGCCACAAAUGGUGGUGGUGGCGGCGGAGCCAUUAUGACCACCAUUGGCACCAAAUACACAAUCAUUGAGAACAACAACCACUCACAGAAUGGUGGCCCUGAUAGCAGUCUACACAACCUAAGUGUUGGAGAUGAUAUUGGUGGUGGUGGUGUCGGUGUCAAUGGCGGUAAUACGGUUACCCGCAGUUUCAUACAACAGCGUGUGGAAAGACUCUAUGGGCCAGGUGCUCUAGCUCAGGGCUUUUAUAGUCCCAAAAAGAUUCGAGAAUCGCCUCAACGUCUGAACCGAUCAUUGAACAGUGAAAAUGGUGGUGGCGGUGCCACCUCCGAAUUGGUACGUAAAUUUCAGGAGUUAUCACCCAGUAAAGAUUACAACAAAUUUCGUGAGAAACUAUCAUCGAAUGGUAAGCCUUCCCUACCACCCGCCAAUGCGUCAUCAUCUGCUGCAGAGAAUUUAAAUUCCGAAAACAACAACAUUGAUUUACCAUGUCUGAGACAUUUAUCGCAGGAAUUUAGGGCCCAGCUGCCCAUAGUGUCGCCUAAAAGGAAUUUCUCUAGGACUUCCCCCGGUAGGGAUCUAACAACGACAACUGCCUCUGCCAAUAAUAAAAACGUCAGCCAGAACAGCAAUAAUUCAUCCUCCUCCACCAUCAUAACUACAACCACCACCAUGACAGUAAAUAAAACACAAAACUACAGCACAAGCAAUGGCAUUACAACCAGUAAUUCGGAUAUCACCAACAACACCAAUACCACGACAAACAAUCAUCAAUCACAUCCCGAUCUUGUUUAUAAGUCACAAAAUUUAAAUUCAUCCUCCUCCUCAUCCACCGCUGCAGGUCCAAUGGGUAGCGAUGAAGUUGAUCGUAAAGUGCAAUUAGAUGCAAAUCCAAUCGAAUUGUUAAAAACUCCACCAAAAUCUACACCAUCACCCUUGUCAUCGUCUCUGGCAAAGUCUUCGGAGGAGUUGUUGGUGAUAACUCCCAAUGCCCAUAUUUCGAAUAAUGAGACUGCUGCUGCUGCUGCUGAUAAACCCACAACAAGUAAUGGCUCCGCUGCCAGAGAUGGCCAUUUCUUCCUUAGACAAUUGAAAGCUGAACAGAAUCGUUUAUUGGAGCUGGCAGCUGUGGCUGAGAAGUACAUGGAUGCCCUGGCGAGUAAUCCCGACAUUACCGAAGAUACAAUGGGACUAUUGCGUUCUGCUUCUGGUAAAGCACGCCUAUUAGUAUCCCAAAAAAUGAAACAAUUUGAAGGUUUGUGUCACAACAAUUUGAAUAGCUCUCCAGAAGAUCAAUUCCCAACAACGGUCGAUGAUUUGCAAGGCUUCUGGGACAUGGUGUAUUUACAAGUGGAUCAUAUCGAUUUGAUUUUUAAAGAAAUUGAAAUCUUAAAAGCCAAUGACUGGAAGAAACCAGCAAAUCUCCCCCCAACAACCAGCAGCAGCAAUAAUGUCUUAAAGACACCAAAACCCAAUAAGACUCUCAAAUCGCGUACAAAUACGCCCAUGGCUAACGGUUCAAAUAGUGUGUCGUCGACACCAUCAGCAGCCGCUCUAAAACGUGAGGCUCAACGCAAGAAGCUACAAGAAAUGAAGCGACGUAAUCGUGAAGCUAUGGCUGCUGCAGCGACUGCUUCACCCGCCCCAAGUGGUGAUGCCACCGUGGAGGUUGGUAUCGUCGAUGGCAUUGAAAUUCUCGAAGCAAAUAGCAAUAAUAAACAACAGCCAGAACUACAACAGGACAGCUAAUUUUGCUUGCUAAAUAAUGUAAGAGUGGGCUUUAUUCGCGUAGAAGAGACAUAAAGCCGAGUACUAUGAUUAUAUUGAUUAGUUAAAUACUCUCUAAAUCUAAAUCAAGAAAAAAAUACGAAAUCUUAAAGAGUUUACUAACUUUUCAAAGUCUAAAAAGCAACAACAACAAUUAUACUCUAUCUUGCUAAUUAUAUCUACCACUAUUAAUAACACAACAACCAACCAACAACCUACUACUACUACUACAACUAGUCUAGGAAGGAAAUAAGAAAAUUAUACAACAAAAAAACAAACAACUAAAUUAUUGAAAAAAGAAAAAAGAAAUUGUUUAAUAAAAUAAAAAUUAUGUUUAUUGUGAGUAAAUUUUAAGUAUAGAUGGCUAAAAACGAAGAAGAAGAUGAUAAAUAAUCCCCCACAAAAAAGAAAAAAAAAACGAAUAAAAAAUUAUGCGAAACAAAUUAUUGCAGCAGGUUCAAAACAGAGUCGUGCUUAGAAAGCAAUCCCUUUUCUCCAAUUUCGAAAAACGAAACCUAUUUAUACCCCCUACCCCCUAAGUGUCUAAACUAUCUUUAGUAAUCAUAAUCACAUACCUAUAUCUAUAUAUUCCAUCAUAAAAUUGGCAAUACUUUCAAAUGUAAUUGGAAGAAUUGAGGGGACCUUGAAUCCUUGACUUCUUUCCCCAUUACAUUUGAAAUUAAUCCAAAUCUUUAAUCAAAUCCUUAUUAGAAGCAAAUUAAAUAACAUGUUACGAAUACUUCGAAAAUCAAAAACAAUUGUUACAAUUGUAAUACACAGUCACACUCACACACAUAUAUACAUAUAUUAGAAAAAUAAAAUUUAAAAUGUUGUAUGACAAAUUAGAAAAAAAAAAAACAAAAUACGAACGAUACUAAAAAAAAAACAAAAAACAUACCGCAAUCGAACUUAUAUUGAAAUGCCUUUCCUUUAGAAAACCGAAUAUAGAAAAACAAUUUAUUUAGAAAUGUAUGUAAUUUAUAUGUAAUCGCAACACUGUGCAACAAAUGAAAAAUUAAAACAACUUUUAAAGAGAUCAAUCAAUAACUGGAAAUUGAAAUUAGAAGACUGUAAGGAUUAUGAAGUCUCCAAGUAAUUUGGACAUUUUAGGAUAUAUUAUAAAGGCAAAAUUUUUGAUAUUUCUCUGUUUUAUAGAAAAAAAUCGAAAUUUUUUACAUUAAAAAAAGUAAUUUUUUUUAUGGGUGAUUUUUUUUUUUUGAAAUUAUUAACAAAUUAAAAAUCAAGCAACUUUUAAAGAGACCAAUAUCUGGAAAUUGAAAUUAGUAGACUGUAAGGGUUAUGAACUCUCCAAGUAAUUUGGAAAUUUUAGGAUAUAUUUUAAAUUGUCUGAAAAAAAUUAAAAUAUUCUCUAUGGGAAAAUUUUUAUAAAAAUGAUUAAAAAAUGAAAAAUCAAACAACUUUUAAAGAGACCAGUAACUGGAAAUUGAAAUUAGAAUACCAUAAGGGUGUGCAGUCUCCAGGCAAUUUAGAAAUUUUAGGAUAUAUUGUAAAGGCAAAAUAUAUUGAUUUUUUCCUGGUAAUGUAAAAUUCGAAUCUUCUUUUUUUGGAAGAAAAAAAUUUUCUAAAUAAUAGAAAAUAGCUUCUAUAAAAUUUUCCAUAAAGAAAACUUUAUUAUUUAUUUAUUUUUUUUUUGUUUCAGAACAACUCGAAUUUUUUAAAAUAAAAAAAAUCUGUGGGAAUAUUUUAUAAAAAUUGUUAACAAAUGAAAAAUCUUUUUUUUUUAGAAAAAUUCCAAAUUUUCUAUAACAAAAAAAAAUAAAUAAAUAAAUAAAUUAAGUUUUCUAUAUGAAAAAAAUUUUAUUAAAAUUAUUGUUUAUCAGAGACUAUAUGAGUUAUUAUUUUUUUUUUUUUUUUUGUUUUGAUUAUAUUUUUUUGGGAAUAUUGAGAAUUCUUUAAUAGGAGAUCAAUAAAUGGAAAUUAGAAAAAAAUAGAAGACUGUAAUUUGGAAAUUGUUUUUCCACGCUACUCUAAAAUUCAAAAAAAAAAAAAAAAAAAAAUCGGAAGAAAAAAAAAUAUUCUAAUUUUUCUGAAAUUAAAAAAUUAAAAUUUUUUUCUAUGAGAAAAUUUUAUACAUAUUAAUGUUUAUUAGAAGCUAUAUCAGGUAUUUAAACAAAAUAUUUUUUAUUUUUCCCUGUCAAUCUUUGUUUUUUUUUUUUGAAGAAAAAAAUUUAAGAAUUUUUUAAAAAAUUCAAAUUUUUUCUGAAAUAAAAAAGUUGGAUAAAAUUAAAAUUAAACUAUACCAGUUAUUAAAAAAUAUUUUUUAUUUUCCCUGUUAACCUUUUUUUUUAAUAAAAAAUUAAGAAGUUUAAAAAAAUUCGAAUUUUUCUAAAAAAAAUCUUUUUUUUUGGGAAAUUUUUAUAAUCAGUUAUUACAUUUUGGUUUGCCUUUUUAUUUGAAAAUAGAUUUCCAUAGAUUUUUUUCAAAAUAUUUGUCUUUUUUUAAAAAUCAAAAUUAGUCUCUUAAUAUUAAGUGAUUGCUUGAGUUGAAUUUUUCAAUUCUUCAAUUGUUUUUUAGCUUCCCCAAUGUUCAAAAUUUCAGAGUGACCUUCAUCAAUUUCCUUUUUCUUGAAGAUUUUCCGCGUCCGAAGGUUUAUAUUCAUUUCAGUUUCCAGUCGAAAAAAAUUGCAAAUUUUGGUUGCACAGUGAAGUUCUACAUUUUUUCAAUACUACACUCUUAGUACAAGUAUUACAAAAGUAUUUCUUAGUUUAUUUCCAGUACCUCUCUCUCCCCCUCUUUGACUUUCCACUAAACACAAAAUUUUCUACUAUUUUUAAAUGUCAACUAUUUUCCUUGUUUUUUCCAAAACUAGCUCGAUUCAGUUUUGUACUUGUGUGAUGUUGUUUUUUUUUUCUAACAAAAAAUCCCAUGAAAAAAAAAAUCCGAACAAAAUUUACACAAAACCACAAAAAUUUGUAAGAUUAUUUGUUUAUAUAUUUUGGAAUUAUUUUUUUUUAUAUACAUAACCUAAUUUUUUUGUAAUUUAUGUGUUUGUCUAUUUUUUUGUCAACUACAAUUUAGUUUCUUUUUUCGCGAAACAAAAGACAUUUUUUUUGCUUAACAUUGUUUACACAUACAUACAUACAUCGUAAUAUACAUAUAUUUAGAGAAAAUGUUAUUUUGUUUGAUAUACUACCACCUACCAUAAAAAUAAUAAUAAUAAUAAUUUUUUAUACCAUUAAUAAUUUAAUAAUAUUAAUAUAUAUAUAAAAAAAAAAUAUAACAAAAAACCCUAAACUAUAAUUUAAAAAAGAGUUGUAAUCCUAUUUUUUUUUCUAACUUUUUUUCGAUUUCAAAAAACAUUUUCUAUUUUUUUGAUUUCACUCAUCUAUGAUCUUAAACACAAAUCACCCUCCCGUCCCUAAUAAUCGAAUUUUCUUAUUAACAAAAAUUUCGUUUCUUUUGUUGUUUUCUCAAUUUUGGAAAUCUUACCUCCCUAGAAGCUUUACCAUUAGUGUCUUCUUUUGCAAUUAACCUUGGUGAAAUGGCCUUAAUUUCGUAUCGCUCUAUCCUAGCAUCUUCCUCUACCCCAAAGUAAUAUAUUGUUCUAAUUAUACAAAAAACAAAACCUUGUUGCAUUUAUAGAAUCUGAUUCAAUAAUUGAUUAUUUUUUUUUUCGAUUAAAAUUUUGAAUAUCAUCAAUCAGUUUUUUCUGUCUCUCAAAUUAAAUUAUAUUUGAUUUGCAAACAAACAAACAACAACAAAAGAAUACUAAAUACAAUAUAGCUUUAAGUUAAACAACAAAAAAAUGAAACCAAUUACAAAAACAAACAACAAAA